Molecule: messenger RNA, 752 nt
Organism: Melanotaenia boesemani (Boeseman's rainbowfish)
Lineage: Eukaryota; Metazoa; Chordata; Actinopteri; Atheriniformes; Melanotaeniidae
Exons: 7
Coding region: 1-654 (217 amino acids)
Source: RefSeq, a predicted model, not a curated record
AUGGAGGAGGCCUUUGAGAAGAAGAGGGCCAAGUACAAGGAACUGGCAGGCGAAUGCAGAACUGUGGAGCUGACAGUGAUCCCAUCAGGAACAAAGAUACAGAACGUUGCAGAGAGGAGUACCAUCUCUCUGAAAUGUCACCAUGAAUUUGAUGGCUCACAUGUUCCAACAUGGAGCAGAGAAAUUGCUGGAAAACAACAACACAUCAGUCCUAAUGCUUCUACCUUGGACAAGAAGCUGACUAUAAGAAAUGUUCAGCAUGGUGACUUCGGACUGUACCACUGUGAUGGAAAACCAGUUAUAUAUUUAAAUGUGACCAAAGAUGAGAGAUCUGACAGAGGUCACAUUGAUGAUGGUGGAAGGGGAGCUGUCAUUAGCGGUGUUGUAAUUGUGGUGCUCUUGGUAGCGAUUUGUGUUGUUACAGGAUUAGUGCUUUACUUAAAGAGACGACAAAAACAGCAAGCUGGAAAUCCUCUCUCUUCAGUCACCACAUCAAGUGUGAUGGAUAGAGGAAGGUCAGAUGGCUCAAACAUGGAGAAUAUGGUCUAUGAGAACUGCACUCCCUCUGCAUGUGAAGACUCAACGUACGAGAGCCUCAAUCCUGCCAGCCAAGACCACAACCAGAUCUACUGUACACUCACAGAGCACGCAUGAGACUCUGGAUACAGAAAUUUGUUCUGUAAAGUGGACAUUAUAAUCUUCAGUUUGGUCUGCUUUUAUUCUUUCUUCUAAUUCUUAAUUUUUCAUAAAGA